This is a messenger RNA of Exophiala bonariae, 1641 nucleotides long. RefSeq lists its product as uncharacterized. The record is from RefSeq and is a predicted model, not a curated record. The coding region runs from base 1 to 1641 and encodes 546 amino acids. Lineage: Eukaryota; Fungi; Ascomycota; Eurotiomycetes; Chaetothyriales; Herpotrichiellaceae. The transcript has 3 exons.
AUGCCCCCAAAACUCGUUUUUGUUGAUGGCGACUCCAUCAAGACUAUCAAAGACCGCGACAAAAGGCGAAAGAUACGCUCCGAUAUCAUUAAGAGGUCGUGGGCUUCCCAGAAAUCGCGUCACACCCGGCUUGUCGCUGGGUCCGUGGCAGGAAUCGGCAGCGAUGCUCAGCAAACUCUCCUCGAGAAGACAGCCAUGCAGGAGAUUCCCUGCCUUGAGCCUCCAGAUGAUGCAAUAGGUGUGGUAGCUCACAGGUCUAGCCCGAUAAUAUCUCCGAUAUCUCAUCUUAGCUCUUCCAGGUCUGACCCCUUCCGAUGCUUUGGGCUUGAACCACAUGAUCAGUUCAAUCAAGGCAUCCUCGACUACUGCGUAAACGAGCUUUGGCCUGGUUUCCGACCACAUGCCAAUUAUGCUGCAGAAUUCUCCCAAUGUUGGUUCGCACUUGCAGCACAGAAUGCUGUUGUCAUGGCUGCAAUCAUGUUUUCCGCAUCGGCACAUCGCCAUCUGAGAAUUAACAUGGGCUGGUCAGUCGUGACUUCGAAGCACAUCAAACGUCACUUGCAACUCAAAGGCAGUGCGAUAAAAACACUUCGGGAAGAGUUCACGCGAGAGAUCAUGCCCGAUAAAAUAGAUGAAAUGAUAUAUGCCAUUCUAUGUCUUUCGUCAACUGAAAAUGCUGCAACUUCUACUCCCCGCCUGCCUGACCCAACGAAUUUCGAGCCGCUCCCCCUAGAGUCACAGUGGCUCUUGCUUUAUGGACGCAUCGAGUUCGACCCAACACACUUCAAUGCCGUUCUGGCAUUGGUGCGUCUUGCCGGUGGUAUCACUAAGCUCCGCACUUACAGUCUCGGCUGGCUUGUUUUCUUUGCGAGUCUCAUGGGGGCAGCAGAAGAUGUGAAAGCGCCGAACUUCCCACCGGUUGAUAUGUACGGUGAUUUGUAUAGCUAUCAAAGCCCUAUGAGACUUCUUCUCAUCUUUGAUCCUCCCUGGCACCACAGAUCGCUCCAGGGAGGGUUUCACGCCUUUCAAUAUAUGAACAUCAGGCCAGAGAUUAUUCAAACUCUCUUGGAUGUCAGCGAAUUCUCGCAAGCACUUGAAAGGGGGUUUGCCGGCUCACUUGAUCAUAAAGUUACGACUCCACUACUUGACAGUCGAAGCCACCUCGUGUAUAGAAUACUGUCCCUUCCCACAUCAACGGAAAACAUCAUGGUGCAGACUUCAAUGAUCCAAAAUAAUGAAGAAGCUACUUUUGCUUUGACACUGUAUCACUGCGCACGAUCAGCCACACAACUAUAUAGUCUCCACGUCAUAUUUCCAGGGCCUCGCACAGCAGAUGUUCGACGAAUACUCUUACCCAAGAUCAUGGAACAGAUUUCGGACAUCAUGAAUGGUGAUGGAGGCCAUAGUGAAUCCGCGAUGCAGCUCAUUGCAUGGGCAUGCAUGGUGGCUGCAAUUGCUUCAAGUGCCGACACGAGAAAGGAUGGAGAAAACACUGAACAGUGGUUCCUCUAUCACCUGUCAUUGGCUGCAGCCAAGCUCGGGAUCUCGGACUAUACAGGCAUGAAAGAAGUCUUGCAGCUCUUUGGAUGGAUCGAUGUAGUGUGUGACAAGCAUGGCAUGGUCAUGUGGAACAAUCGAUGA